AUGAGCGAGCACGCCCCCGAGCAGAGCUUCACUUCCGCGGAUCGUAUCCGGCAGCUGAACGAUGUGGACAAGGACGUCGCUAAGCUUAUCCAUUCCGCCGGUCUCGCCAUCCAGGCCCUGACCAACGCUAAACCCGACCCCUCCUCGUCGCCCGCGCCAGACGGCUCACUCGAUUCGCACAAGGCGCGGUUCAAAGAAGCGACCGCACAAUACUUUGCCCUGCUGUCAUCCAUUGACGUGCGGCUUCGCCGCCAGGUCUACGCAUUGGAGGAGGCGGCCGUCCUGGCGCCCGAGUCGAGCGUGCGAUCGGGGGAUACGGCUACGAGUUCUGGGGGUGGGGCAGCUGCUACGGCAUCAGGCACUGCAAAUCCUUUGGAUGUGAGCUGGUUGAAUAGCCGGAAAGAUACGGUCGGCAUGGACAAGGAGGCCGAACUGUGGGCGGCUGCGAGGGAAUUUGUUGAGCGAUUGGACAAGCCGACGGACGCAAACCGCGCCUCGAACAAGACGGAAAAUGGCCCGGAAGAGAUGCAAUUCGACUGA
This is a messenger RNA of Penicillium alfredii, 540 nucleotides long. Its product is annotated as mediator of RNA polymerase II transcription subunit 11. Gene Ontology annotation, biological process: regulation of transcription by RNA polymerase II. The transcript is spliced from 2 exons. The record is from RefSeq and is a predicted model, not a curated record. The coding region runs from base 1 to 540 and encodes 179 amino acids. Gene Ontology annotation, cellular component: mediator complex. NCBI's taxonomy places the organism in Eukaryota, Fungi, Ascomycota, Eurotiomycetes, Eurotiales, Aspergillaceae. Gene Ontology annotation, molecular function: transcription coregulator activity.